Molecule: messenger RNA, 1251 nt
Organism: Corticium candelabrum
Lineage: Eukaryota; Metazoa; Porifera; Homoscleromorpha; Homosclerophorida; Plakinidae
Product: ubiquitin carboxyl-terminal hydrolase 46-like
Exons: 11
Coding region: 14-1042 (342 amino acids)
Biological process (GO): protein deubiquitination
Cellular component (GO): cytosol; nucleus
Molecular function (GO): cysteine-type deubiquitinase activity
Source: RefSeq, a predicted model, not a curated record
GUAUAAUUACGACAUGGGAACCAACGCAUCACAGCUAGAGAAAGAGUUCGGGACGUCGUUUCCGCCCAAUGAGCGUUAUUUCGGGCUUGUAAACUUUGGAAACACGUGCUACUGCAAUUCUGUGCUACAGGCGCUUUUCUUUUGCGUACCAUUUCGGAACAACGUUUUGCGGUGCAGUUCAGCCACGUCAAAGAAGAAAGAGAACCUCCUCACAUGUCUGGUCGACUUGUUUAGCAGCAUAGCUUCACAGAAACGUCGUGUGGGCGUGUAUACUCCGAAGAAAUUUGUGUCUCGGUUGAAGAGGGAAAAUGAGCUAUUUGACAACAUGCAGCAACAGGAUGCCCAUGAAUUUCUGAACUACCUGCUCAACACCGUGGCAGACCUGGUCACAGUUGAGACAAAAACAUCUGGAGCUGAAAGCAAAGCCAGCGAUGCAUCAGUCAAGACAUGGGUCCACGAGAUCUUCGAAGGCGUACUAACAAAUGAAACUCGCUGCUUGACAUGCGAAACGGUAAGGAGUAAAGACGAAGAAUUUCUGGAUCUUUCUGUUGAUAUUCAGCAGCAUUCGUCAAUAACGUGUUGUCUAAAGUGUUUCUCUGGAACAGAGACACUGUGUUCUCAGUACAAAUAUUUUUGUGAUACAUGUUGUAGCAAACAAGAAGCCACCAAACGAAUGAGAAUUAAGAAACUUCCUCCAGUGUUGGCUCUUCAUCUGAAACGAUUUAAGUUCAUGGAGUCUUCUCAACGUUAUCAGAAACUAGCAUAUCGAGUUGUGUUUCCGAUGGAGUUGAAACUGCAGAAUACAGAAGAUCCUGAUCGUCUCUACAGUCUGUUUGCUGUUGUCGUUCACUGUGGAAGCGGUCCUCAUCGAGGUCAUUACAUUGCUAUUGUAAAGAGUUAUGGAUUUUGGUUGUUGUUUGAUGACGAUAUAGUGGAGAGAAUUGAGCCUCAAGCGAUGGCCGAGUUCUUCGGUGUGGCCGCAGAGAAUCCAAAGUCAUCAGAAGCGAGCUACAUUUUAUUUUACGAAAGUCAAAUUGAUUAGUAUAAACUUGCUGAUUAAAAUCAUUUUGUUACGUGUACUGUCGAUAGUUACACACAUUUGUACAGUAGUCUCUCUUUUGCUGUGCACAUAGUGGUGAGUAGUGUGGUUUAUUGUACUAUGAUUUUACUAGGAGCUUUACAAGAUUGUACUUAAGCAGCACAUGAUACAUGUAGCCCUCUGUAAACAUACACAUAUAUGACAUAUGGUAC